Umbelopsis ramanniana AG is the source of this 1203-nucleotide messenger RNA. RefSeq lists its product as uncharacterized. Bases 68 to 964 code for a protein of 298 amino acids. The transcript has a single exon. NCBI's taxonomy places the organism in Eukaryota, Fungi, Mucoromycota, Umbelopsidomycetes, Umbelopsidales, Umbelopsidaceae. The record is from RefSeq and is a predicted model, not a curated record.
ACGGUUUCUUCUUCCCUCUCUUUCUCACUCUGACUUCAUCGACCUUCUUAUAAACGAGUGCUUCAUCAUGAAUUAUCAUGAUAAGCGCUCAUCGAUGUCGUCUUAUGCCGACAGCGGAUAUUAUGCCCCAUCGGUUAACUCGACAUCCAAGGAAACUCCAUUUAGUCGAACCUUGCAACACACUCUAGCGUAUUACGGCCCAGCAGCAGAACGAUCCCGUGCAUCAUCUAUUCAAUCCAACCGAUCGAAGCGUACCGAUGAAGUUAUAGCUCUGCCACGGCCGCUCACAUUCCCAUUUCACAAUGAUUCCUACUUUCUACCGGUAGCAGAGACGACCCACCGAAGCUUGUCGGCGUCCAACUCUUGCAGAAGUUUGGUAUCUCCACCAAGAGGACAGAGUCCCCGGCAGCGAGAUCCGACUAUAGACUCGAUUAAGCCCGGAACAGUCCGGUCAUUGAAACAGAUGUUCCAAAGGUCAAGCGAUACUACUCAAGCGAAUGAGGCAAAUAAUUCCAUAUCUGCAGAAGAGGCUAACAUCACACCAACGUCGCCACCACCAAAGUCUGUGUUCACUGGGAUUAAGGAAGGAACUGUAAAAGCCCUGCAAAGUCUCUUUACAACGCCACUAUCAUCCAAGACUGAUCCCUCCAAACAACCUCCUUUGAAGCCUACGAGGACUUGGAAAUGGUGGAAACGAUCUAAAGUUGAUAGCCAAAACCCAGCAACCGAAGCUGACUCGAGGCCAACUUCCUCGAUUUUUGGAGAUGCUUCCACACCCCUUUUGCAACCACCUUCAGCAGCUGCUAAAAAAUCAGCUGGUAACCGAUUCUUCCCCAGAAUGACAAAGCCACAAUGGCUCCUUCCCAAAUCCCCUGCCAAGGCCAGUGAACAUUUUGAAAAACCAAAAAAUCCUAUUUCCAGUCUUUGGAAUGGUCUCAAGUCGAUUGUCAAACGCAAGUCAUAGAAUGAACGCUUUCCACAUACCCCCUCAAUCACUUUGUUAUAUAGUAUAAUGAUUGAAUCUCAUACACUCAUUGAUACCCCUCGAUACAUCCAUGCCAAUGUCAUUUUUUGUUUUGCCACUAUCUAUCUAUAUUUGACACCUCGUCGUAAGUCCAGUAAAAAUCUUAAUUGUAUUGUUUGACAUGAGUGCUACGCGUACAUCGUACCAAACUUUUUCAUAAUCAUUUACCGCAUCUGGCA